Molecule: messenger RNA, 846 nt
Organism: Osmia lignaria (orchard mason bee)
Lineage: Eukaryota; Metazoa; Arthropoda; Insecta; Hymenoptera; Megachilidae
Biological process (GO): DNA integration
Molecular function (GO): nucleic acid binding
Source: RefSeq, a predicted model, not a curated record
AUGCAUGGAGGUACGCAAUCCACUCUUGCCUUUCUCAGACAACGAUACUGGAUUCUCGGUGGACGAGCUCCAGUGAAGACGCAUAUCCUGCGGUGCGUAAAGUGUGCUCGGCAGAGGGGGAUCCGUGCCCAUCAACUGAUGGGCCAACUACCUCUUUGUCGAGUCACUCCAUCGCGCCCGUUCACGCACACUGGUGUGGACUAUGCAGGACCGCUCAUGCUGAAGACUUGGAAAGGCAGAGGAGCCAAGAUGCAGAAAGGGUGGAUUUAUGUAUUCGCCUGCUUCGCAACCUCAGCCGUACACUUGGAAGUUGUUACCGACUACUCAGCAGACGCAUUCAUCGCAGCCUACCGUAGAUUCGCAUCAAGGAGAGGAACUGCAGCCUCCCUCUACUCAGACUGCGGCACCAACUUCCAAGGAGCGGACGCGCAGUUGAAGAAGCAAUUCAAAGACAGCACACGCGAAAAUCAGGACAUCGCAGCUCUACUCGUCAAGGAUGGCACGCAGUGGCAUUUCAACCCUCCCGCCGCUCCACACAUGGGUGGAAAAUGGGAGGCGGUGGUCAAGUCUCUCAAAUUCCAUCUGAAGAGGACGAUUGGAGAUACUUUAUUGACGUACGAAGAAUCAAUAACAUUGCUCGUGCAGAUCGAAGCCAUCCUCAAUUCAAGACCGUUGGAACCACUCAGCGAAGAUCCAGACGACGUCUCAGCCCUCUCACCAGGACAUUUCCUGAUCGGCUCGCAGAUCAACGCAAUGCCAGAGCCAACGCUUCUCGACGUCGCAGUCAACAGAUUGACAAGGUGGCAAUUUCUGCAGCAGCGCCUCCAACAAUUUUGGAGACUCUAG